AGAACAACUUAGAGAACACUGUGGCGGGUCCCAGGAACUAAAAGGUUAACGUUGCCAUACUUGCACCAAACCAUGCGCGUGGUUGUAUCACUAGUAUUCCUUCUGGCAGCCUGCUGGGCCGAACCAUUUCAGCAGUAUGAAUUCCUUGAUUUUCUGAAGGAAGAUGAAGGAUCUGCCUUCAUCCCCACUGAAGAGCCUAUUCUACCUGGACAGAUGUGCCCUUUUGGCUGCCAGUGUCACUUGAGAGUUGUGCAAUGCUCUGACUUAGGUAAGACUUCGGUGCCAGAGAACAUCCCUGCUGACACCACCCUGCUUGACUUACAAAACAAUAAAAUCACAGAAAUAAAAGAAAAUGACUUCAAGAACCUUCGGAACCUACAUGCCUUGAUCCUUGUUAACAACAAAAUUAACAUCAUCCAUCCCAAAGCCUUCGUUCCUCUGGUCAAGCUGGAAAGACUGUACCUGUCAAAGAAUCUGUUGAAAGAAAUCCCAACAAACAUGCCCAGGUCACUACAAGAACUGCGUAUCCAUGAGAAUGAAAUCACCAAGGUGAAGAAACAUGCCUUUGACGGCCUCACACAGGUGUACGCCUUAGAAAUGGGCAACAACCCACUGAAAAAUUCCGGGAUUGAUAGCGGAGCUUUCCAUGGGCUGAAAAAACUCUCCUUCAUCCGACUUUCUGAAGCUGCUCUCACUGCUAUUCCUAAAGGUCUCCCAUCUUCUCUCUCUGAAAUCCAUCUCGAUGGCAAUAAAAUCACUCAACUUAAAGCUGAUUCCCUCAAGGGUCUGAACCACUUAGUCAGGCUGGGGUUGAGCCACAAUGAGAUCACUUCUGUUGACAAUGGGACCCUGGAACAUGUUCCACACCUGAGAGAACUCCACCUUGACAACAAUGCACUCGUCAAAGUACCGGGCGGAUUACCUGACCACAGAUACAUUCAGGUUAUUUACCUCCAUAGCAAUCGCAUCGCUGCUGUGGGUAUUAAUGACUUCUGUGCUCGUGGCUACAACACAAAGAAGACUCUGUAUUCUGGAAUAAGUCUCUUUAAUAACCCUGUUCCGUACUGGGAAGUUCAACCAAUAACCUUCCGCUGCGUAACGGACCGUAGAGCUAUCCAGCUUGGAAAUUUCAAGUAAAACCUUCACAAUCUGUAAGAAGACAAUGUUUGCAUUUAGUGUUGAACAUCUUUCAUGCAGUAAAGACUCUCAAGAACUACUCAAAGGCAUAAACAUGCAGUCAACUGUAGCUGACUAAAAAUGCUGCAAACAUAUCUUCAUUAUUCUGACCAUCACUAUAGAAACAAACAUAUCAUGCAUUACAGCCAGUCAGCUCAGUAAUUUAUUAUCUAUUGUCAUGGAAACUGUAGUAUCUUAUUCUGUGACUCCCAUUCCUGUCAACUGUUUAUUCCUUCUUCUCUGCUUCUUUUAAUAUCCUUUUAAAAUUCUCAGCAAUUUUUUAAAAAAAGAUAGCAAUUGCCAGUUAAAACAAUUUUGACCAAAUUCACGCGAAAAAAAAACACCACAAGAGUAAUUCUCCUUGUUCCUAUUUUGCAAUGAACUUUUGGAUUGUUGAUUGACAAAUUUCCCAAGUUCUGUAAACUGUAUGCAUUGUGACCAGCAUGUUCGCCCCACACUGACUAAAGUGAUGACUAAGCAAAAUUGUCUGCUGUAGGCCUGUGUGUUUUUUAUUUUUUUCUAAAAAGAGGGAUUUUUAUGUUUUUAUGUUCAACAUCUUCUAGACACAUGUACAUGUCCUGUUACUUAACAGUGUGGAGCUUUACAGUUUAGACUUGUAUAUCUGUAGGAAUGUAGACCUGUAACCUAAUUGCAAUAUCAAACAUUCUAUAAAACGUUAAGCUCCCAAGUACUUUGUUGCUGCAGGGUUAUAAAACUUGAAAGUGCUUUGGAUAAAUAAUCAAAAUAAACAUACUGUAUUG
Messenger RNA from Callorhinchus milii (elephant shark), 1937 nucleotides. RefSeq names its product decorin (gene dcn). Gene Ontology annotation, molecular function: protein binding. The record is from RefSeq and is marked provisional. Lineage: Eukaryota; Metazoa; Chordata; Chondrichthyes; Chimaeriformes; Callorhinchidae.